AUGAAGCUUCUCGGGGUGUUGGUCGCUGUUUGUGGUGCAUUUGCCUUCUCGCUGGGUAGUGACUUCGUUGAAUGUGACCUUGACCUGGAGGGUGCCAAAAUUAUCAGCCAGCUGCCAGACCAGUGUCAGCACGUAGAUGACGCUACCAAAGCGUUAAUGCUCGAGGAAGCGGCAAGCUUCAAGCUGUUCCAUGAGAAGCUGUUAAACUACGAAGCAUCACAGGUUCCCAGCACCGACGAAGGGAUCCACAUGGAUAUGGACUUUCGAAAUGAACUGUACGCAGCUGGCGAGCUGCACACGUGCUUGAGUGUGAACGGCACGGUUCAUCUCUACCUGCGAUGCCUGAUAGAUAAGCGCAGCAAAAUGUUGGAUCUAAUCGAUCUAGCUACCUAACCGCCGUCCCGUUCUUCACCUUACGUAUGCGAAUUGUAGAGACUAUCAAUCGCCGUAACAGCUCCUUUAUGUUUAUUCAGGUUGGCCGCAUCGAACUGUAUCAGAAUGAUAAUGAAGGACAUCAGUGCGACAAAGAUCUGGAAAAAAUAAUGUAGUAUUAGUAUGUCGCUUGGGAAGUGCUCAGUAUUUAGAGAAACUGUUGGUUACUGAAGAGAGUGAUGACAACUCCAGCCUAAGCACCCCACACGCCGUUGGUACGCUCUUCUUCCGGUCGAGUGUUAGCAGCUCAAGCCGAGCCAUCUGAUAUGGGGUGUGGUGGGCGGGAAGUUCAAUAAAGAUAAUGUCAAUGUAUUUUUACGAAGUUUACAUUU
Anopheles moucheti is the source of this 764-nucleotide messenger RNA. RefSeq lists its product as uncharacterized. NCBI's taxonomy places the organism in Eukaryota, Metazoa, Arthropoda, Insecta, Diptera, Culicidae. Bases 1 to 393 code for a protein of 130 amino acids. The transcript is spliced from 2 exons. The record is from RefSeq and is a predicted model, not a curated record.